Alnus glutinosa is the source of this 881-nucleotide messenger RNA. RefSeq lists its product as uncharacterized. The transcript has 4 exons. Gene Ontology annotation, cellular component: nucleus. Gene Ontology annotation, molecular function: protein binding. The record is from RefSeq and is a predicted model, not a curated record. Gene Ontology annotation, biological process: regulation of flower development. Lineage: Eukaryota; Viridiplantae; Streptophyta; Magnoliopsida; Fagales; Betulaceae. The coding region runs from base 1 to 798 and encodes 265 amino acids.
AUGUCUUCCAUUCCUCAAUUCUACUCCGAGUACUGCACAUUCCCUAGUCAUCUUUCAGAGUUCUCUACACCAACGUCGACGUCUGUGCCUGGGGUUGGUGCUCAUCCAAUGUGGAGUACUAGUCAUCAGGAAAGCUUAGUGCCACCAUUAUUUGAUAAUGCUCUGCUCGAUCAUGUUGUUUCGCCACAAUCCCAGAUCACAUCAUCGGUCAGGAUGUCAUCCUAUCCCGGCGGGAAACUAGGGACAUUGGACUUUGCAGCCGUGUCUGACUACUAUAAAGUGGAUUUGUCUGCAGCCAUGCCUGCAGGGGCUGGGCUUGACAAUUUUGGUGCCGCCUUCCAACCCAAUAUGUGCCAGUUCAGGGAGGACUAUUGCUGUGGAUUUCUCGACGAUUUUAAGCCCCUUUUUCCUGCUGCUGGGGAAAACUGGGGAAUUCAAGGUAAUCAAGCGCCAGCGAUUGAAGAAUCCAAUAUCAAAGUUGGACGGUACUCGGAGGAGGAAAGGAAGGAAAGGAUUGUAAGAUAUUUGAAAAAGAGAAACCAAAGGAACUUCAACAAAACCAUCAAGUAUGCAUGUCGCAAGACCCUAGCUGACAGGAGAGUUAGGGUUCGUGGGAGAUUUGCAAGGAACAGUGAACUCUGUCAAGAGACCACAAUGCUAGUCAUCAACAACGACGACGAUCCUCACAAGCAGGAAUCCUGCUGUAGUAGUGAUGCCACCGAGAUAAAAACGGACGACGACGACUGGCUGCAAGAGGCUAUGGCAAGUCUAAUGUAUUUACCAUAUAUUGCUGGGUGAUAGCUUAUGCAAAUUCACAAACCAAUGUAGCCAGCCUGUAGGGACGUUUAAAUAGGGCAUGCCUUUUUAUUUUAUUUUGCUUA